Messenger RNA from Paramecium sonneborni, 837 nucleotides. The record is from the annotation of a GenBank genome assembly. Lineage: Eukaryota; Ciliophora; Oligohymenophorea; Peniculida; Parameciidae.
AUGAUUGUUUUGUUUUUUAGAGGGAAAUAUUAUAAUUUCAAAUUAAUUUAAUAAAUUGACUUAUAAUAAAUUCAUGAGCUGUCUUAAUACAAAUAGAGAGUUGAUUGGUUUUCGAUAUUAUAAUCUUAAAGUGAUUUUUCGUCAUCUAAUUAUUCUCUUUCAAAAAUGAUUUUAAAUUAAUCAAUUUCUAUAUCUAAUUCUUAAAUUAUUAAGGCAUAACUUCCUUGAUUUACACACAUACAUAAGAAAAUUAAAUUUUAGAAAUUUAGCACGAUUGAUUGAUAUUUCUAAUAAAAGAUUAUUACCAAUUAUAAUUGAAAUUGAAUCAAAUCAAAUCAAGAAAUUUCAGAGAAAUAAUAAUAAUAAUAAAAAGUGUUAUAAUAAGAAUCAGAAUUAAUUCAAUUAGCUUAAUAUCAAAAUCCAACUUAAGAACAAUUAAAUUGUUCAUAAUGUGCUAGUAAGAAAAGUAAUCAAACAGUAUUAAAAAAAUUAGCAUUAAGAUGUGCUAUUUGUAAAAACUAUUUCCAUAGUUCAUGUUUAAGAAUUGAGUAACCUAAAAAAGUAUUUGUAGGUCCAGAAUGUUUAUUAAUUGGAAUAGAUCCAUUGCAUAAAUUAAAAGAAUCAAUUUUAGAUCCUGUAAUAUUUUAAUUGAUACAAGGAAAAGCGAAUUAAUUUACAUAAAUAUUUCAGAUGAAAAAGGGAUUACCUUCAGAACAAUUAAUAGAAUUGAGAUUUAUUAAGAUUGAUGGAUAAAACGAGGAUAUCUCAUGGCCUAAUUAAGGUGAUUUAUAGUUGAAUGAAAAAAUGAUUCAAGAUUUCAGAAUUAUAGUUUUUUGA